AACUACAAGCUACACUUUACACUAAAAAGAGACCUUAAGCGUGGUCGCCAUUUUCAGGCUUCGAAUUUCCACUCCACUCAGCUGGUAUUUCCAUGGAUUAAACUUGUGCAUAUGCAAACUAUUUUUUGCAGUCCUCCAUGGGAAAAUUGAACCAAUUCCGCAAUUGAUUUUCAUUUUAAACGGCUUUCAAUAUGAAUUCUGACCCAGAGGAUUGCAGCAAAACCAAUGAUAUCCCAGAAGAUGAAGAAAUGAAAGUGGAAGUUAAUGGUGAAGUGAACAUCCCACAAGAAAAUGGAAAACAUUCGGUUGUUGUGCCAGAUGACUCCUCGCUUCUGGAUGAGCAGACUGCUGGCAAAUCUAAAAGUGAAAAAUCCUGUGAAAAUCCCAAAUCUGUGAUUAAAGUUAACACAGGAGAGCUAAACCAAGAUGGCCAGGAAAAAGGACUUGUCUGUGAGGAAGUUGAUUCUACUCAAUCAUCGCAGAAAGCAGAACCUGUAGAUGAGACAAAGGUUGAUGCAAAUGGGGAAGCCAAGAGUGUUCCAGCUCUUGCAAAAGAUGGGAAGCCUGUUAUUCAAAGGAGAAUGUCCUUAAGACACCGAGCUGCACCAAAGAAAUAUGCUGAGGCAGAUAAAAGCAGUGAUGAUGACAUAAAAGAUUCAACAGCUUCUGCAAAAGACCCUUUGGAAAUACCUCUAGGAAAAAAUUCAUCAACAGUGCUCAUUAGGAAAUCGCCCGUUGCAGCAGUAGUAGUGAAAUCACCACCCAAAUCCGUCUCUCCUGUCAAAAUGACCAAAGUGACGAGACCUCCACCAGAGCUUAUCAAAGCUCCGAUUCUGUCCAAAAUUUCCAUCUCUUCAGCCACAAGUGUGACCGUGGUGCCACGGUCUAAAGAGAACAAUUCCAACUCAGGAUUUGUUGUUGUUGACACACAAUCCAUUUUGAAAGGAAAAAAUGCUGCACCAGUCAGCAAUGUUCCUGCAUCUGUGACAGUUUCUGCUGUUCCUCCCACCCCAAAAGCAAUGCCCAAGCCUAUUCCCCCGCCUGUUACUUCGAGUGCAAGCCGAAAGAGCACCAACUCCUCCAUUUCUAACUCAACCAGUCUUCCAGAUCCAUUUGAAUCAUUAGGUUUGGCAGAUGACUCCUUCAUCGUCGAAGCCCCGUCGUUUGUCGUCCCGUACCUGAUAGAGAAAUCGGCUUCUCAGAAUUUGAAAAAGACAGUCCAAUCAAUGGAUCCCCAUCCCGCUUCUGAAAAGAAAGAAGACGUCGUAGUUCUGAGCGAAGAAGAUUCGAACGAUUCGGAAAAGAAAGAAAAAGAUGACGUCAAAUCUACUAGUGCAACAGCUACGUUAGGAGCAACUCCGCUCGAUAAGUCGUCGAUGAAAUCGGAAAUGGAAAAAUCAAUAAGGCUGAAGAAAGAAGAAGAUGAAUAUUUUUCAGGGCCAAUCGGGCGCUUUUUUCUUGAUAUUGGACUGUCACUAGUUCAGGAAUAUGUUCAAGGAGAUCUCCUCCGAGUCCAGAAGAGGAAAGUCCACAAGGGAACAAAGAUAACUGAUCCCAGCCUGUCCGUAAACGCCUUGACCAAAGGGCUUGAUGUUACUCGCGCGAAAAACGAUCCUUAUCGAUUGCCUUGGCGCUCUUGCAACCAGUGCAGUUUCAAGAGCGAAUCAUCAUUAAUGAUGGCUCACCACAAGAGCCUUCCUUUAGCCCUUGGAUCUGGGUCAUCGGCACGAUAUGGAUGCCAUUGGUGUUCGUUCGAAGCCAAAGAAUCACAUUUGGUAUCGUUGCACAUCGAAACAGAUCACGGUGUGAAGACGCGGACAGGACCUGAUCUGCCGUCGCACCAGUGCCCACUUUGUCCAUUUGAAGAUAACGUCAAGUCCAAAGUAACACGUCAUAUGAUGAGCUGCCAGAAAAGAUUCGUCGCCGACCGCAAUCUAGAACCUCCACUAGACUGGGAACCACCAGCUAAAAUACCGAGGAUGCCCACGCGUUACAUGCGAGCGUACACUCCUGGCAUGAAUGCGGGAACAGGGUUGCAUGGCUACUCUCUUACGUCGACCAAAGGACUAAAUCUGCCUUACCACCCACUGCUACCCAAAUCGGCCUUGAUGAAUUCUCUGGGAUAUAACAGUGGUUUGUCGUCAACCGGAACCGGUCAAAACACUUACUUGGGCAAUAUGGCUGCAGCAGUUCAAGGAAAAGGAAGCAAGGGAGGCAGCCCUUCACAGGCAGCUCUUGCUGGUUUGCGUUUGCCGGCUGAAUUGCAUGUUGUAUCCGGUGCAUCUCAACGUGUUUCAGGAACGCCAUCAGGGUCAACACCUCAACCUAAGGGGCGUGACUAUCGUCAGCAGGCCUCUAAUCAGUCGUCUUCUUAUUUAAAUCCUUCCUCUUAUGGUGUUCCCAACAAUCAAAUUUAUCAGGCUAUUGCCAAAUCGUUUCAACUGUUACAAGGACAUGGGUCUUCAAUGUCGGUCUUACCGUCAAAUGUGUCCAAGAAUCAGUCGGCAGGUGCUAGCGCAAUUGAUAAAUUGAAGAAAAAUACCAGCUCCAUUAGUUUACUGCCCGGCUUAGUGAACACGAGCGGGUUGACAAUUCAAAGCUCAACUACUCCCACGACCAAUAAGGCCAAGACCAACCAGCAGCCAAGCAUCUCCAUUACUCCUCUGCCACGAACGAGCACGUCGACACUUUCAAACAAACCCUCUCUAUCCGUCAGCCCGGUCACUCCUGCGGCCACGAAUGCAAUGGCGGCAAUUGGUAACAAUACCUUGGCAGCAAAAGCUGGACAACCGGCAACACCAGGGCAGAAAGGGGCGGUUGUCUGUGAAAUAUGUGACAGUUCCAUUAAGGAUUUGGAGCAAUUGCGUCAUCAUAUGCAGUGGAUUCAUAAAGUGAAGAUUCACCCCAAAAUGAUUCACAAUCGACCGCCGCUGAACUGCCAGAAAUGCCAGUGUCGUUUUUUUACAGACCAAGGCCUUGAGAGACAUUUGUUGGGAUCCCAUGGGUUGGUUACAUCAUCCAUGCAGGAAGCGGCCAACCGAGGACAAGAUGGUGGUCGUUGCCCCAUAUGCGGAAAGGUUCAUCAGUGGAAACUGCUCAGUCACGUGGUGAAGGAUCACGGUCUGAGUUUGAAACCUGCUCAUCUCUCGUACAAGUGUACGGUUUGCACAGCCACCUUCACUAUGUACAAACUGUUUGAGAACCAUGUGUAUACAGCUCAUUCGGUGGUAGCUAGAAAAGUUCUGGACAAGGACAAGGCAGACACCAAGAAAGGAAGUUCGGGCUCGACCAAUACCAGCACAACUGGGGCCUUGAGAAUCAAUGACGAGAUCACCAUCAUACCACAAACGACUCGUCACGAUUCAUCUGAUCAGAAUGUGUGCCGGCCCUCCAGGGGCGAGAAAAGGAGUCGGGUCGACAUCAUUGACUUGUCUGAUGACGAACAAGACAACAAAGACGGUCUAACUCUUCCCAAAUCCCAAGUGACGAUUACGAAAGUGCCCGCCCCUAAAGGCUACCUAAGCAGAAAUAGUAGAGAGUCCAUGUCCAAGCGCAGCAGGACGGACGACAACGAUACCGAGUGAAUUAUUCUUCUUUUUUGGGGGGGGAGCUUUCGUUUCAAAUGUGCUCCCUAGCAUCUUUUCCCUUCCCUACAAUUUCGUUUGAGGCAAUCCAAUUGAGCAUUGGAUGGUAUGAAUGUGAAGCGAAUAUUCUUAUGAAACAAAAUUCAGAAACAAUACAGGAUUAUUUACUUUUA
Daphnia pulicaria is the source of this 3757-nucleotide messenger RNA. RefSeq names its product MOG interacting and ectopic P-granules protein 1-like. Lineage: Eukaryota; Metazoa; Arthropoda; Branchiopoda; Diplostraca; Daphniidae. Bases 192 to 3584 code for a protein of 1130 amino acids. Gene Ontology annotation, biological process: regulation of gene expression. Gene Ontology annotation, cellular component: nucleus. The transcript is spliced from 8 exons. The record is from RefSeq and is a predicted model, not a curated record.